Topomyia yanbarensis is the source of this 4246-nucleotide messenger RNA. RefSeq names its product thioester-containing protein 1 allele R1-like. Lineage: Eukaryota; Metazoa; Arthropoda; Insecta; Diptera; Culicidae. Gene Ontology annotation, molecular function: endopeptidase inhibitor activity. Gene Ontology annotation, cellular component: extracellular region. The record is from RefSeq and is a predicted model, not a curated record.
UAAACAAGCAAACAAGCUGCCGCAGUGUCUCCAGUUCAGUGAAGAGAUCAAGAUGAAGCGUAGACUUCGGGUCGUUUGUAUAGUAUUAGCAAUCAUUUUUGCAGUUCCAGUUUUCGGUGCUGGAAACUACAUGAUAUUGGCUCCAGGUAACAUCCAACAAAGCCAGCCUUAUCAGUUAUCGAUAUCAACAUUUGCUCUCGAUGAUCCUCCAAAGCUGGCCAUAUCGAUUGAAGGAUUUUCAGAACAUGACGAGGAAAUAACAGUCGAACAACAAAUUCAACUUCAAUCAGAUGAGACCCGGUUGAUGGAAUUGAAUACAACAGCCCUUCAACCUGGCGCAUACAAUUUAAAAAUCCGUUCGCUGUCCGGUUUUAACAUCAAUCAAGACCAUCCACUGCAAUUCCAAGGCGCAACAGGUUUAAUUCUAGUCCAAACGGACAAGCCUAUCUACAGACCUGGUAAUACGGUAAAAUUUCGAGUUCUGGUGUUAGAUGAACGGAUGCGGCCACUGGACAAGCUGCAAAGGAUUCAUGUUACCGUGUAUGAUCCAGAAGAGAAUGUGAUAUUAGUUUGGCCAUCAGCAAAACUUCAAAGGGGUGUCUUUCAAUCGCAGCUAGAGAUUGCGAAUGAACCGAAUCUCGGAAACUGGUCCAUAGGUGUGAGCGUUCCAGGAAAAGAUCACUUACAAUCAUUUCUUGUAGAUGAGUAUAAACUUCCUAAACAUGAAAUACGAAUAAUGAGUUCAAAAGUUUCAACUCUCAACGACGAAGCAUUCACCGUGGAUAUCGACGCUCGUUACCUUUUUGGAAAACCAAUGAAAGGAGAUGUCACUGUGAGUGCUCAAACUGGUCAUCGGAAGCUCAACAUUACCUCCAGAAUUCAUGGUCUACUGAGAGUUCGAUUCGACAUCCGAGAACUGAUUGAUUCUGCUGAAAAAGAUAGUAACGCAUGGAUUCAAGUGGAUGUUAGUUUAAAGGAAAGACAUACAAAACGGAUACUGAAUGCAACUAAAUCAUUUCAAAUUUUUAAAAGCUACUAUGAAAUCAGCAUGCAAAAGUCGUCCAAAUAUUUAUCGUACAAGUGUUGGCUCAAAAUCAGAUCCCAAACGGGAACAAAGCUAACUAAUCAACCGGACCAGCUAGCUGCUAUCAGCAUUGUUUACGUUGGUCAAAAUCAUUUCAAUCACACCGAAGAUUUCACCGUGAACACUUCCAACGAAAGUCCAAUAUCACUGGAUUUCUUCGUUCCAAUUCAAGCCACUAGAGCUGAAAUCGAUGUUUCUUUUAACGGGAGCAAGGGUUAUUUUUCUCUGGAGAAAAACCCAAUAAACACUCCGGAAACGUACCAAAUUUCUCUUUUGACGAGCGGUCCAGCAAUGCUGGAACAGAACGUUCCCGUACUGGUGCAAUCAUCUACCCCUUUGAAUUCGUUGAUUUUUUAUGUCGUUUCGAAACAUCGGAUCAUACAAGUGCAACGGCUUUCACCCAAUGGCGAAAUGGAUGUGACCUUGACUAUACCGGUGACAGCUGCCAUGAUUCCCAAAGCAAGGAUAUCUGUAUUCAGUAUUCAGAAUAAUACAAUUUUAAGUGAUAGCAUUACCCUGGAUGUGUCUGGCUUGCCAAAUACAGUUGCGCUCACACUAUCAGAGCAGCGGGUUGCACCGGGACAAAGAGUCAAAUUGACUAUCCAAUCAAGGCCCAACUCUAUGGUUGGUUUGUCAGCAGUCGACAAAAGUGCUUUGUUGCUGGAGAGCGGAGCUUUGCUAACGAAGGAUAUGGUGUUUAAAGAACUGGAACAUGAGGCUACCGAUAAGGAUUCCGCGGCACAGACUGACGAUAUAAUUGUAGCCAGUAAUGCACAUCAACCACUGACUCUAAGUGCUCGCUUUGGAAAUUACGAUGCCGACGAAGAAGAUUCUUACAUUCCUCCGCGAAAGGUUUUUACUGAAUCGUGGCUGUGGCAUGAUAUGCUCGAAGUAGGAGCGGAUGGCACCCUGACUCUAUGGGACCACGUGCCAGAUACAAUCACCAAUUGGAAGAUAACCGCCUUCGCCCUAAGCCCAGAGCAUGGCCUCGCUGUUUUAGAUCAACCAAUUUCCCUGGAAGUAACCAAACCCUUUUUCAUCAUGCUGAACCUACCGAGGUCAAUCAAAAAAAGCGAAAUCGCUGUAAUCGAGGUGAGCUUGUUUAGCUAUCUGGACGAAACGCUGUACGUUGGAGUAACACUAAAGAACUCUCGCCAAGAAUACGAAUUCGUUGACAAUCGGGGCCGAAAGGACGCGUCCUACCAAGUGAAAAACGUCGUGCUGACUCCGAAUUCCGUGACAGCUACCAAGUUCUUCAUCAAACCAAAAAAGUUAGGAGAUAUUAUGAUAAAAGUUAUCGCUGAAUCGACCGAAGCAUCCGACUCCGUAGAGCGACUAUUACGGAUAACUCCGGAGAGUUUGCCAUACUUUAAGAAAGCCAAACGCUAUAUACAAGUAGAAAACUCGACGCAGAUCUUCAAUAAGAUUGAACUAGAAAUUCCACGUUAUCUUGACGCGGGAUCAGAAAAUAUUAGUUUAUCAGUGCAUGGAAAUUUACUGGGGAAUGCUGCUGACAAUCUGGAUGAUCAGAUUCGGCUGCCAUCGGGUAGUGGAGAGCAAAAUGUGCUAAAAAUGGUACCCAGCGUUGUUCUGCUGGAUUACAUAACUAACACUAGAGCGUUUAAUGAUGUAGUGAAAAAACGAGCGGUGAAAUUUUUGGAGACUGGGUAUCAAAACGAGCUAAAGUUCAAACGACCGGAUGGUUCGUUCAGUAUGUUCGGAAAAGAGGACAGAGUUGGAAGCGUGUUCCUGACAGCACUUGUAGCGAAAACUUUACAGCAAGCUUCACGUUACGUGACGAUCGACGGUAGAGUAAUUGAACAAGCCUACGGUUGGCUUCAGCAGAAACAGAGCAGCCACGGUUCUUUUGUGGAACUUGGCACAGAACACAAUCAAGAAUUGUCAGUGAUUCACAGCGAUGAGGUAAGACUGACAGCCUAUGUUUUAAUUGCUUUCUUGGAAGAUCCCCAGAUCUCCCUAAAAUACAAAUCAGUAAUCGAUAGUGGAACUGAAUAUCUAUCCAAAAAAUAUUUCGGUUUGAAUUCGAGUUACACACUAUCACUGAUUGCAUAUGCGCUGCAGUUGGCAGAUCACAGUGCAAAACUAGAUGCACUGAAUGAACUUUUAAAGAACUCGGUAGUCGACCAUGAGCGUCAAUUGCGAUGGUGGGAUGUACCAUACAUGAGAAUUGAGACAGCAGCUUAUGCUUUGCUAACUUAUGUUAGCGCUGGUAGCUAUGUCGACCCAAGACCACUCAUGAAUUGGUUGACCACAAAGCAGUACUACAUUGGAAAUCUCGAAAAUACCCAAACUACUUUUGUAGGACUUCAAGCUCUGGCGGAGUACGCCAAAAAAGUGUCGACUUCAAGAAAUGAUUACGACGUGACGGUAGGAUCCGGUUCGCGAAAUCAUGCAACCAUUCACAUAGAUCCUUUAACUUCACUGACGGUUCAGAAAAUUUCACUGCCUUCAAAUGUACGAGUCAUUGAUGUGACGAUAAACGGAACGGGAACCGGAAUCUUUGAGCUCGAGUAUAGCUACUAUUCUAACAUUUUGAAAAUGAAACCACGGUUCGACGUAACAGUGGAAACACUCAAUACCACUUCGGAUCAGUAUCUAGAUCUUACUGUUUGUGCAAGGUUCAAACCCCGGGAGAAAUAUGAAGAGACAUCACUCGUGCUAAUGGAGGUUACAUUCCCUAGUGGGUAUAUUGCCUUGGAUGAGUCGGUGGAAGAACUGGAAGCAUCCACAAUUGUACAGAAAGUUGCAACAAGACACGGUGAGACUUCACUAUUGCUGUACUUUGACUCUCUUCCAGUGCACUACCAGUGUCUGAAUGUGACUGGUUUUCGCGAAAGUGAGGUUCUUCAGCAAAUUCCUGGUACUUUGAGGGUGUAUGAUUUUUAUGACAAUUCACGAAUAGCAAUCGCGUAUUUCGACGGAAAAUAAGGCUCAUGCAAUAGUUUUGAUUUUUAAAAUGGAGACUGUAUUGAAUCUAUAAUCGGUGGAUGUGAUGAAUCGUGCUUAGAUAUGCAUUUGUGCUCAUACUUAUGAAUGGAUCGUGAACAGAAAAAGCUUUAUUACAAUUAAAUCUUUCAAAUGAAAUUUCAAAUUAAAAGAAGUGCAAACAGUUUAGCAGCUCGUAAACAGAUGACAGAUCCA